Messenger RNA from Malus domestica (apple), 1281 nucleotides. RefSeq lists its product as uncharacterized. The record is from RefSeq and is a predicted model, not a curated record. Gene Ontology annotation, biological process: maturation of 5.8S rRNA; maturation of LSU-rRNA. Lineage: Eukaryota; Viridiplantae; Streptophyta; Magnoliopsida; Rosales; Rosaceae. Gene Ontology annotation, cellular component: nucleolus; preribosome, large subunit precursor.
UUGGUUAUUCUAAUAAGCUAUACCCUAAACCCCCCGAGCACUUCCCUUUCAGUUCACCGCCUCCAUCCUCCCUCUCUCUCUUUCCAACAUCGCCGGCUCUUCGGCUCCUCGGCCUGUCUUCUUCCUAGGCCCUAGGGCUCCCUCAAACUCACAGUUUCUGACAACAAACCGAAAGCGACAAAUUCUGAGUAGCUAUGCCGCAGGGAGAUUACAUAGACCUCCACAGGAAGCGGUAUGGGUACCGUCCUGACCACUUCGAGCGAAAGCGCAAGAAGGAGGCUCGUCUCGUUCAUAAGCGUUCUGAAACUGCUCAGAAGGCUCUGGGUAUCAAGGGUAAGAUGUUCGCUAAGAAGCGCUAUGCUGAAAAGGCUCUCAUGAAGAAAACGUUGAUUAUGCAUGAGGAGUCAUCGACUAGGCGCAAGGUGGAUGAUGAUGUUCAUGAAGGUUCUAUUCCAGCAUAUCUGCUGGAUCGUGACACCACAACACGUGCGAAAAUUUUGAACAACACUAUUAAGCAAAAGCGGAAGGAGAAAGCUGGGAAAUGGGAAGUCCCUCUGCCUAAGGUAAGGCCUGUGGCUGAAGAUGAGAUGUUCAAAAUUCUUAGAUCUGGGAAACGCAAAACCAAGCAAUGGAAGAGGAUGGUCACAAAAGCCACAUUUGUGGGACCUGGUUUCACAAGAAAACCUCCCAAGUAUGAGCGAUUUAUCCGUCCCAGUGGGUUGCGAUUCACCAAAUCUCAUGUGACACAUCCUGAACUUAAAGCCACUUUUAACCUUGAGAUCAUUGGUGUGAAGAAGAAUCCUAACGGUCAAAUGUAUACAUCUCUUGGUGUCUUGACCAAGGGAACCAUCAUUGAGGUGAAUGUCAGUGAACUAGGUCUAGUCACACCUGCCGGGAAAGUUGUAUGGGGGAAGUAUGCUCAGGUGACAAAUAAUCCAGAGAACGACGGGUGUGUUAAUGCAGUUCUGCUCGUUUAAGAGGAUCACUUGAUGAACAUCACUGAAUUGUGGAGUGGACUUCUGGCCUUGCAUCUGGUACAUGUUCUGGCCGAAACGCUCUCACUCCUAAUGUUUGAGACGAAAAACUAUAUGGUUAUAAACCAACGCUGUAUCAUUUAGUGGAUCUCAAAACUUUGCACUGUUAGUGCAUAUUGUGGCUGAUUGAGAAUAGUUUAUUUCCAAAUUAGUAUCAACCGAGAAAUUUUUCCUCCUGACGUGGUCAUUUCUUGGUAGCACAAUUUGUAUUGAUUAGUCUAUAAAUUUUAUUUUCCCAUUUAGAUUU